AAAUCUCAGCCUGGACACAGAGGAACUGGUAACUGGAGAGAAAAUAACGAGAGGCAAACUCCAAGUGAAUGGAGGAUGUGUUCACUGAUAGGGUCCUGCACGUUACUCGCCUUAUUUCUUACCGAAGCUGCCCUUGGAUUAUACUUCCCCAGGAAGACCUACGAAGCCACAGUAUACAUUGGCCAGCCAGCAGACACUCCACUCCUCCAGGUCUACGCUUUACCCGAUGAGGGAGACCACAUGGCUUACUUUGGCUUUUGCAACAAUCUAUUGAGUGGAUUCCGACAUCACUGGUUCAGAAUUGAUGAGCGAUCUGGGGUCUUCUACCUUAACAAGACUCUGGAGGAGAGUGACCUCAGUGUGCUGGGCAACAUGGGUGGACCAGAAUUAUAUAAGAUCAUGCUGCAUAUCUUUGCUGCUCCAGAACCACAUCGUGAAAAGGAGUGCAAGGCACAGGUCAUAAUUAUUGUGGUGAACAAAAUCUUACCAUCCUGUGCCAACAUCACAGCGGAAGACCUUUGCUUUGGAGAAGUGGAUUCCAAGGUUCAAAUUAUUGAGAACAAAGAUCCAGCGACUUUCUUUCAAAUGAAUUCCUUGCCAAACCAGUACCAAUGUCAGCAUGCCAACAUCUCCUAUCAUCUUGGGACAGAUGCUUCCCAUCCAUUCAGGAUCAAUGAGGAGACAUCUGAGAUCAGUGUGGUGAAGCCUCUCGACAGGGAGCAGAUGGAGAUGUAUGAUAUUAUUGUCAAGUGUAUAUUGCGGACACCUACCCAGAUCGUUCAAGUUGAAAGAUCCUUGCAUGUAACUGUCCUCGAUGAAGGAGAUAAUGCUCCAUACAUCCUUGACGGCAACGACACAGCUGAGGCUUUCAUCGAGUUCAACAGGAAGGAGCACACUGUGGUGGCAACUCUCUUUGUGUAUGACAUCGACAGCACCACUAAGUACACAACCACCGUGACACGGAAUGACACAUGGAUCACAGAGAACUUCCGCGUGAAGCCCACUGCAUUGGAGAUACCGGCCAGCGCAGAUAGGCCUGCCCGGGGGACGGUAAACAAAUACGAGUUGUUGCUGAAGAGGAGCCUGUCGGUCUCAGAGAACCGAUCCUUCAGUUUAGACGUACUGGUCCAGGACACAGAGUACAGUGGUCCCAACAGCUCCGUGAUGCUUCAUUUCAAUGUUACGGUCCGGCCUAUUGUCAUUGAGUUCACUGAGAAAACAUUCUACUUCUCAGUGAACAGGAAUGCAGGACGUUCUGCAAAGAUGGGAAGAAUUUGCAUCGCAAACUGUCAGAACUUUCAAGCUUUAAGCAUAACCUACACACUGGUGCCAGUGAUCCAAAGCGAAGAGAACGUCACACAACAGGACAAAGGCUGUUCAUCUAUCAUAGGGGUUCUGAAGCAAGCCGAAGAUAUAUUUGGGAUCCUGUACAUCAGUGAUGUGAAGAUGCUUAGGAAUACCACGUGCGUCAAACUUCAUUACAUUGUCAUUGCUAAUGAAUCACUGAGCAAGGAAGAGGCAAAGACCAAUAUUAUUGUCACACUGGAGGGUAAAUACAAGGAGAGAAAUAAUAAUUGCCCCAAAAUCUGUGCAACAAACAAACAGCGCUCAGAGUGUGAGGAAUGUGGUGGACCUGGAACAUUAACUGGGAGAUGUCAGUGGCGACAGGGCUAUGAGAAGGGAAUAUCCAAAAAUUACUCUACCUGCUCAUCAGAUCUCUCCAGCUGCCCUGAUGGAUAUUGUGAUGUGGUGGAGCAGAAGAAGGGAACGUGUCCACAGGACUGCAUAGAGGGGGAAAAAGUCGUUGGUGGAUUUGAACCUGGAGAGCUGGGAGGAAUUAAAGGAGGCUUUGGAACUUGUGUGUGCUACUCCGAAAACAAAUGCAUCUGCCAAAAGAACGAUUUUGUUGGGGAGGCUUGCGAUGAUCUGUGUAAAACCAUUAUUGCAGCUGCGGUGUUGUUGUCCUUCAUCCUGUCUGUGCUGCUUUCCUCCUAUUUCAUUCACCGAUACCAUAAAACCACUCCCAAGCCCCCCAUCGCUUCAGCAGAAAUGACCUUCAGGAGGCCAGCUCAGGCUUAUCCAAUCAGCUACUCCUCCAAUAAUAUCCGGAGGCCUUCUAUAGAUUCCAUGGAAAACCAAGUGGCUGUGGAUUCCUUCAAGAUACCAGAGGACCCCAAGUGGGAGUUUGCAAGGAAGAAUCUGGUCCUGGGCAAAACUCUUGGGGAAGGAGAAUUCGGGAGAGUCGUGAAGGCUACGGCAUUCAAACUCAAGGGCAAAGCAGGCUAUACCACCGUGGCUGUCAAAAUGUUAAAAGAGAAUGCGUCUCAGAGUGAGCUACGAGAUCUUCUGUCAGAGUUCAACCUCCUGAAACAAGUGAACCAUCCUCAUAUCAUCAAACUAUAUGGAGCCUGCAGUCAGGACGGUCCUCUCUAUCUUAUUGUGGAAUAUGCCAAAUAUGGAUCACUGAGAAGUUUCCUGAGGGAAAGCCGUAAGGUCGGUCCCAGUUAUCUGGGCGAAGGCAAUCGGAACUCCAGUUAUUUGGAUAAUCCAGAUGAACGGGCCCUGACCAUGGGAGACUUGAUAUCCUUUGCCUGGCAGAUCUCCCGAGGAAUGCAAUACCUGGCUGAAAUGAAGCUUGUUCAUCGUGACUUGGCAGCACGAAACGUAUUGGUUGCCGAAGGGCGUAAGAUGAAGAUCUCCGAUUUUGGGCUUUCCCGGGAUGUGUAUGAGGAGGACUCUUAUGUAAAGAGAAGCAAGGGUCGAAUUCCUGUUAAAUGGAUGGCGAUUGAGUCUUUGUUUGAUCACAUCUACACGACGCAGAGUGACGUGUGGUCAUUCGGCAUUCUGCUUUGGGAAAUAGUGACACUGGGUGGAAAUCCCUAUCCUGGAAUUGCCCCGGAACGCCUCUUCAAUCUGCUAAAGACAGGAUAUCGCAUGGAGAGACCGGAAAACUGCAGUGAGGAAAUGUACAACUUGAUGCUGCAAUGCUGGAAACAAGAGCCGGAUAAACGGCCAACAUUUGCAGAAAUCAGCAAAGAACUGGAGAAGAUGAUGGUGAGGAGCCGGGAUUACCUGGACCUUGCAGCCUCCACACCAUCGGACUCCCUGCUCUAUGACGACGGAGUGGCCGAAGAAGAGACGCCAUUGGUAGACUGUAAUAAUGCUCCCCUCCCUCGGUCCCUCCCCUCCACAUGGAUUGAGAACAAACUCUACGGGAUCUCGUACCCCCGCUGGUCUGAAGACAGCCCUGUCCCCAUCACAAGAUUCGAUGGAACUAACUCAGUCUUUACAAGAUAUGCAAAUGAUAGUGUUUAUUCAAACUGGAUGGUGUCACCGACAGCUACAAAAUUUAUGGAGCGUUGUGAUACUUAAAAAGCCCAAGACAAGCCAAUUGCUACGCGUGCACAUUCAUACCUUAUUCCCUCAGCACACUCACAGACACAUAAUCCCUCCUCCGCAAAGCUUAAAACUGGGUGAAAUUAAUGAAUUCCAAACUGCUAGCUCCCAACAUGGUGUGAGGAAUAGGUGACCUCUGUAUCCUCACCCGGAGACCUUUUGCUUCACAGAGGCCAUUUCUUCACUUUGAAAUCGCCCCAUCCCAUUUCCUCAGUAUGACUGGUGCCACAUAGCCUGAGAUGAUUCAGCAUUUUUGAAUGACCUAAAUUGAGGAAAGGAAGAGGCAUUGGGACGUGAAAUGGUAGCCAGGGGGUCCCAGCAGUGGAGGAAAGAAAGUGGAGCCAAGGUGAACGGAAAGUUAUGUGAAACAAUAUACACAGCUUGAACGAUUACAGCAAACUGUUUGCCAAUCCUAAUUAUGUGGGGCAGAAGGAAUUAUAAUUUUAGAAUAAUUUAUCCUUGCGCUUUGAAGUAAACCAAGAUUCUUCAUAUUUGCAGCUGACUUACAAUAGUUAACUAUUACCUACAAUCACACUGGCUCGAUUAUUUGAGCAGUAUUUGCUGCUUCUGGCUUCGAAACAGUUCUUAGUUCUCUUGACAAAUGCACAAUUCACAUACCCAACACUUCUUCCUCGAAGUUCCCAGUGGUGAGAGCACCAUUAGAACAGGAAUAGGCUGAGCAGCUUUUCAGGCCCCUAGUGCCAUUCAGACAGAUCAAGGCUAAACAGUCCUUUAACACCAUGCAUCCAUCUUGGUUUCUGAAACCCUGUUUCUCUCGCUAAGUCCCACAAUCUCCAUUUUGAACAUUCCAAUUGGUCCUCAACAACAAAGAAAAAGAGAUUCAGAUUUCUGACUAGUUAUGGACCAGAAAUGUCAGUGUUCCUUGGGUAUCCAGAACAAAGGGUAUUCUGGUUGUUGUAAAUCAGGAGACAGCAGGGAUGGGGAGAGGAGAUCAACAGCAAGAUAACUGAACCUUGACCUUGGGAGCGGUGGGGUCAUGGCCUGUCUGUUCUUUUGCGACUCUUGGAGCUUGAACGAUGCAGCUGACCCGAUGCACAAGGACACUGUACAAAUUCAGCUCUGCUCAGCAGGUGAACACACUGUACAGAACUAAAGGGAAAACAACUGAACUUGGAAAUGGCCUAAAGGUGAUCACCACAGGGAUGGUGUUACCCUGCAAGUCCUUACUUGUUUUCAUGGCUAUCUCUCAAGGUCUGACGUUAGCUGGAAGACGUUGCUGCUGAUUCUCUGGCUCUGACUGGAGUCACUCUGUGAUGAAGGACAGGAUUUGCAGCCAGAUGUUAACUGUUAUUUUAAUGGACAUUGACUGAUUUAACAAGAAGAAUUUAUAUUGUACCUUGAAUACAGCUAAGCACAUUUCAGAAUAGAGCUGACCCUCUAUGAGGAUAUUAAUACCUGGUUCUUAAACUUCGGUGGAGUUUAAAAACUACCUUGAGAAAGGAAUAAGGGAUGGAGAGGUGGAGAAGUAUAAAGCCUUGCACUGGUUGCUGGAAGUGCAGAAAUUAAAACUAGGGUACGGACAAGAGGAACACCAAGAGCCUUGAGGACUGUCAGCCUAGAGGCCAUUAGCAGGAUAGAGGCAGUGAGACUACGGAGAGAUUUGAUGACAGGAAAGGGGAUUUUAAAAUUAAGAUGUUGGAGGGUUGAGGGCUGUGUAGGAGGGAAGGGUUAGACUAACUGUGCCAUAGAUUUAUAUAGGUCAGCAUAGCUUUUUGGGCUGAAGGGCCCGUAUUGUGCUGUAGUGUUCUAUGUUCAAUGACACUGUGUAGGUCAACAAGCACAAAGGUGAGGGGUGAACAAAGCAGUGAUACAGAUAUGUUUUAACAACCAGGGUGGCCACCCUAGCAUGGGUAGGUCUAAAGAAACAAAGGCAGGUAGAUGAGGGUCUCCAUGGCAGCUUAGCUGAGGCAGGGGAGGUUUUGGGAGACAUUUUAAUGUGAUGGCGAGGAAGUGGAGCCAAGUACACAUUUCUCUGCUCAGAUAUAACACCAAGGUUGCUCAGGUUCAGGCUGUUGACACUGAAUGGGUGAAGUCACUGGGUGGGACAAUGAGCCUGUGCCCAGGGGCUCAAGGUGAUAGCUUUAGACUUUCUGAUAUUUAUUGUAAGAAACCUCUGGAGACAGACCAGCAAAAUACCAAGUGGAAGCUGAAGAUGCAGAGGGGAAUUUAAGCUGGGUGCUGCACACACGUGGAAAACGAGCACCAUGUGUUGGGGUAAGAUUUGGGAAAGAAAACAGAAGGGAUGGAUCUCCAGGGUAUGCCAAAUAUAAUGGGAUGAGUGCAGCACGGAAAGCCACUGCUGUAGAUUCUUUUGGCUGGAACUGGAAAGAUUUUACUUAAACAGGGUUCAAGCAGCAAAUAACACAGUGCCAAACAAACACUUCAAGCCCAAUGCCCAGGUAAUGGGAAUGUUCUUGCUGCACAUUGGCCACACUCUGAACAGAAGCAGCCAUGUUAGACUGUCCAGGAGUCGGCAUUGAGUACGAGCCAGUGCUGCAGCCUCAGUGUGUUUCUCUUUAUUUCCUCUGGAGCCGGGGUGAGCUGGCCCAUUUUCACCUGAUGUGUAGGAACAAUUCCAUGGAUACAGAAAUGAGUUGUGUUGUUUGAGAUGUUGGGCUGGGUCUACUUCAGCUCCAAAAGGAUGAGGGUGAGAUUGUUCUUCUUGUGACUAAAGGGUGCGUGUGUAUCAAUAGCUACAGCGCCUAGCAAUGGUGCGGUGAACUCUUUAUAAAGCUGCUUUGAAUGACUUGAGUGGAGAGAGGGAAGGCCAAUAACAUUAGAUUUGUGACCUUCGUUGCAUUUCGUAUCUCCUUACGAGGGCUGCUAAGGUUUUUUAAGGUGCUGGAAUUAGAAAAGGAAUAAAAUUUGUAGAUUUUAAUCAUUUCCUUUCCAAGGAGACAAGUGUUCCCUAUCUCUUGGCUGUAGCACCACGCUGCUCUCUAGUGGCAAGCUCCAGAAUAACACCAAUGCUGACAGUGCAUUGAGUUAACGGCUAAUAAAAUGCAGCAUAUAUCAUUAAUAUAUUAAACUAUGAAUAUAGAAAGGGUGUGGGUUUUAAAUGAGGCAAUGACUUACCUAUUUGAAACAGUUUAAAACCCCUGUUAAAACACCAAAUCAUUAAUCUGAGCAGAGUACAGUUAUUAAUAGAUAUAAAGGGUGGCGCUUUGAGUCAUAAAUCAGAAGAUAUCCUGAUCAUCAUAAUUUAUGUAAGUGAUGUUUGGGAAGAUUUAUACUAUCUGAUGUGUAACGCGUGCACUUACUACAGCUCUGCAGAAAUCAAGAUGAUUCGUUACAAAUCAGUAAACUAUCUUAGAGCAUCAUCUCCCCACUUGUCACUUGACAAAUAACAAGAAAAUUAUUGAAAGAGGGAUUUCUCAUGUUCUGAGUAUCUUCUGUGCUUCCAAUUCCAACCACGCCUUGCCCCUCGCUAGGAUAAAAUUACUGCAUGAUCGCAUUUUUGCUUCCUUCCUUCAUCCCUACAAGGUUGGUUUGGUUUGUAGUGGAAUGCCUCAUCCCUCUUAGCACCAAUUGUGCUUGACUGCAGCAUAACCACAACAUGAGAAUUAUUACACUAUAUACUCUCGCCUCCAUCAAAAACAUAAAACAGAGUUUGAAUUUUGCAGGUGAAUACACACCAAGUGAUAUCUGGACUCCUUGACUCGGUUAUGCAUUUACCAAUUACGUUGCUGUACCUUGGGCUUCUAUUAUUUCACAAGGCAGUGACAAUCUAUGGGGCUUACUGGGUGAGGCUUCUUGGAUCCAUAGAAUGAUUGCAGCACAAAAGUGGACCGUUUGCCCAGUGAAUCAUUUCCCAGUUCCUAGUGGAGCAACUCCAUCCAUCCCAUUCUUCUGCUUUUUCCCUGGAGCCUUCCCCAUCCAAUUCCUGCCACUCUUGCAAGUGAUGAAUUCCAACACACAAUCUCACUACACGUAAAAAUGGUUUCCUCAUAUCCUCAAAUGUUAAGGCCAAAACUUUCAAUCGGUGCCUGGAUUGUUAAUCUAUCUGCUUCCCUCUAUUUACCCUUUCACGAUCUUGUCCACUUCUAUCAACUGUCCUCUCAGCUGCCUUUGAUCCAAAGAGAACAUCUUCAGUAUCUCCAGUCUAAACUGGAGAAAUCCUUCAUCCCCGGAACCAUUCCAGGAAACCUUUGCUGCCCCAUCUCUGACACCAUCACAUUCUUCCUAAAGUGAAAUGACCAGGAUUAGAAGCACUGUUCCAGUUUUGGCCUAAUCACUGUGUUACACAGGUUCAACAGUCAUGAGCUUUGUAAGAUGGAAUGGCAGUCAGAGAUAAGGUCAUAGUACAGAGCAGUGGAAACUUGUCCUGGGGGAAAAGGCUGCUUGCUUGGGAAACAUUUUCAUAAAGUUACCCUUUACAUGCCUAUGACACACAUUAAGUGCCUUUGCAAAAAUGUGCAUGCGCAUAUAUGUUCAGUGGCCAUUUUAUGAGGUAUAUCUGUACACCUGCUCAUAAAUGCAAAUAUCUAAUUGGCCAAUCAUGUGGCAGCAACUCAAUGCAGGAAGGCAUGCAGACAUGGUCAAGAGGUUCAGUUGUUGUUCAGACCAAACAACAGAAUGGGGAAGAAAUAUGAUCUAAGUGUCUUUGACCAUGGAACGAUCAUUAGUGCCAGUUGGGGUGGUUUGAGUAUCUCAGAAACUGCUGAUUUCCUGAGAUUUUCAUCAUCAUAGUCUCUAGAGUUUACACAGAUGGUGUGAAAACCAAAAAAAAAAUCCAGUGAGCGGCAAUUCUGUGGCCAAAAAAGCCUUGUUAAUUAGAGAGAUAAGAUGAGAAUGGCCAGACUGGUUUAAGCUGACAGGAAGGCAGCAGUAUCUCAAAUAACCAAGACAUCAUUACAACAGUGGUGUGUAGAACAGCAUCUCUGAAUGCAAAAGACGUCGAACUAUGACGUGGAUGGGCUGCGGCAGGAGAAGAUCAUGGACAUACACUGAGUGGCUGCUUUACUAGGUACCUCCUGUACCUAAUAAAGUGGCUAUUUUAUUAUAUGUAUCUAAUAGGGGGUAACUGGGAGGGGAAUCAUAGUAUUAGUUGGGUAAUGGAUGUGUUUUGUAUCCAGCCCACUAUUCUUUUCCAUCAUAGUCAAAAGUGUGUAAUGGGGGCAUGAUCCAAUGUGUCCCAGUCAAUUAUCUUCCCUCAACUAAUGUCACCAAAAGAUAGGUUAGUGGCCUGGUACAGUGCGUGGAUCUUCACAGACAGGUCUUGCCCUUUGUUCUGUCACUGUUACACUCACAACACACAAACUUCUUUUGCCAUCGUAAUCACAGCACAUUUCAGGAGCAAAUCUACCUUCUUGGCCUUGCCCUGCUCUCAAUGUAGCAUUGUGUUUCCUUGUUGUUAAUUCACACCAAAUGAAUUUGGAAAUAUAUUUUUUAAAUGUAAAAAUUAUCUUAAAUAAUGUCAUACCAUUCUGUUAAUUAGAAUUAAUUUAUUAAUUUUGAGGAUGACUAUUUAAACUGAAUAUUUCAGUAUAUUUUCAACCAUAAGAAUAUUUGUUUCUGCAUUUGUUGUGUAGAUUUAGUGGGCAUAAUAUUGAAAAUCUGUUAUGCAAUAAAUAAUGUAUUAUGGAUGUAAAUCAUUUUUUGCAUAAA
This is a messenger RNA of Mobula hypostoma (lesser devil ray), 9024 nucleotides long. It is a transcript of the gene ret, whose product is annotated as ret proto-oncogene receptor tyrosine kinase. Gene Ontology annotation, cellular component: axon; plasma membrane; signaling receptor complex. NCBI's taxonomy places the organism in Eukaryota, Metazoa, Chordata, Chondrichthyes, Myliobatiformes, Myliobatidae. The record is from RefSeq and is a predicted model, not a curated record. The coding region runs from base 76 to 3372 and encodes 1098 amino acids. Gene Ontology annotation, biological process: cell surface receptor protein tyrosine kinase signaling pathway; positive regulation of kinase activity; protein phosphorylation. Gene Ontology annotation, molecular function: transmembrane receptor protein tyrosine kinase activity; calcium ion binding; ATP binding. The transcript is spliced from 20 exons.